Corylus avellana is the source of this 1620-nucleotide messenger RNA. NCBI's taxonomy places the organism in Eukaryota, Viridiplantae, Streptophyta, Magnoliopsida, Fagales, Betulaceae. The record is from RefSeq and is a predicted model, not a curated record.
AUGGAUCGACUAGAGUCUGAAAUGGGGUCAAGUAAUCGCGAGUUACGUGAAAUGAUUGCAGGAUUGAGUGCUCAAAUCCAGCAAUUGGUAGCAAAGAUAGACGACGAUACAUCAUCUACCUCUAAAACUAGCAAGAAUAAGAGAGUCAUUGGUUCAACGCAAGGAGCAAUAAAUUCAAAAGUGGCUAAAUUGGAGUUUCCAUGCUACGAUGGGGCGGAUGAUCCAACUAGUUGGAUUUGUAGGGUUGGGCAAUAUUUUGAAUUUCAGAAGACGGAGGAGGAGAAUAAGGUGAUGUUAGCGGCGUAUCACUUGGAAGGAGAGGCACAAUUAUGGUACCAAAUAUUCAAAGAAGACGUGGAAAAUAUUUCAUGGGAAACUUUGAAGGAAGCUGUGCAUGUUAGAUUCGGGCCCACACAAUUUGAAGAUUUUUAUGGAGAUCUCUCAAAAUUGAGACAAAACGGUAGUGUCAAAGAAUACCAGUGUCAAUUUGAGAAGUUACUUAGUAGAGUGGGAAAAAUUUCACAGGCGCACCAGGUAGGAAGGUUCAUGAGUGGAUUAAAGGAGCCUAUAAGGACUGAUGUACAAGCUGUGAAGCCAAGUACCCUAAUUGCUACUGUGGGUCUAGCUAAACUCUAUGAGGCUCGUGUUGUGGCUCAAAAAAAGCCAACCUUCACGAUAGACAGCAAACCGAAAUCUUCUCAAACACCAGGCUCUGGUUCUUUUCGCAACAAUAACCCGCCCACACGAAGAUUGAAUGAAGCGGAGAUGAAAGAUCGAAGGGAGAAGGGGCUUUGCUUCAACUGUGAUGAAAAAUUUCGUCCAGGUCAUCACUGCAAGAAGUUGUUCGUAAUUGAGGGAAUCUACGCAGGGGAGGAAGAAGAGAAUGACGGGGAAAUAGAGUUGUCUGCUGAAGAGUUGGAACCCAUGGCUGAAGGAAUUGGGGUUUUCGAAAUUUCCCUUAACGCCCUGACUGGAGUUUCAACACCCCAGACGAUGCGAGUACGGGGCCAAUUCAAGGGAGGCACGGCCGUGAUACUCGUGGAUACGGGUUCCACCCACAAUUUCAUGAGCAUCGGUGUGGCGAGGCGAUUGGGUCUACCGUUAAAAGCUGUUGAGUGCUUCGAAGUGCCUGUGGCAAACGGGGAACGAAUUCGUAGUGAAGGUCGCUGCCAUGGAGUUCAGGUAUGUCUCAAUAAGGCUGAGUUUGUGAUGGAUUUUUUUUUGCUUGCAAUGGAGGGCUGUGAAGCAGGGUUGGGGGCACAAUGGCUGCGGGUCUUAGGACCAAUUCUGUGGGAUUUUUCAAAACUGAAUAUGAAGUUCAUGUGGAAGGGAAAGGAGGUAGAGUUAUGGGGAUUGACCGUACCUAGGAAUAGAUUGGUGAAUUCUAAAGGAAUCGUGCAGGGAAUCCAAAAUCAGCAAUUAGGAUUUAUUCUAUUCUCAAUAAACCUAGGCACUUCCCAAGGGUGUCUCAGCUCAGAUAACCUAGACUUGAAAAAAAUAUUAGACAAUUUUCCAGAAAUCUUUGAGGAGUCUCGGGGUUUGCCUCCUAGAAGACAACAUGAUCACUGCAUUCCACUCAAACCAGAGAUGGGUCUAGUCAGUGUACGCCCAUAUCGGUAA